Diaporthe citri is the source of this 2310-nucleotide messenger RNA. RefSeq lists its product as uncharacterized. The coding region runs from base 1 to 2310 and encodes 769 amino acids. NCBI's taxonomy places the organism in Eukaryota, Fungi, Ascomycota, Sordariomycetes, Diaporthales, Diaporthaceae. The transcript is spliced from 2 exons. The record is from RefSeq and is a predicted model, not a curated record.
AUGACUUUCCAGUUGGGCUCCCCUGCAGGAUCUUCUACUGCCUCUAAGUUCAGUGGCUCCUCGUGGGGUCUUCAAGGGAUCACAUUUGGAGUGAACGAACUAUCCUCUUCGUUGACUGUAGCGAACUCUUGUGGCUCCAUCUUCACCCGUCCCGAACUCACAAAGCUUCUGAGUGCUAUACAGGAGUUGUAUGACAUUCGAGUCGAUAUUCACCCCUUGUGGCUUCAGCAUGUCAAAUUCAGCCGCUUGAGCCGGGUUCUCGGUGAAGGGAUGCGACGACUCGCCGUGCGCGGGAUGAUGGACGAUGUCGAAAUCCACUCACUCUCCGGUGUUGCUACUUUCGUGGUUCUCUGUUGCCGAUACACAGACAACGAGAGAAUGAUUCAAGAGAUGUUGAAGCUGCUCCUGUCAGGCGAUCUCGGUACAGUUCUCAAGUUUGAUGGCAGUGUUGGUCCCAAUCUGCCCCAUACUAUGACGGUACAAUUACAAAAGUUUGUUGGGUCCUGUCUGCAGACUGACAUGGAUUCUACCGUGUCUACUCAAGCCAAAGCUUGGAUGGCAGAGCUAGCACAUUACGGACAAGUCGGGAGAUAUGGCAGUGACUUCGAGAUCUCACGACCCCAAGCAUCUCAGCAGCUCAUGGCGGAGCUUCUUGGUGGUCGGAGUAUGGAGGAGCAUAUGAAAGAAUACUCUCGCGGGCUAGACAUCUCUACAGAAGCCGGAGAGGCGAUGGCUGUUGCAUCAAGUACUGAGAUUAGAGAGCCCUGGGCGCGGGUUUACAACACUCUUCACCUGUCCUCUGCCUACAUUGCUCUGGCGGCCAGGGCCAACGGCGCUGAUGUGGUAGUGCAAUGCUUCACCCAAGACGGUUCGAAAUUCUUCCCUUCAGAGCCUACCAUUCACCACCAGGGUACCAUAUUCCUGGUCCGCGCCUUUGGCUCGUUCAGCCCCCUGAGCAUCACACAGUAUGAUGGGCAGAGAACACCAUCCCGGGGACUUGAUGGCAGGCGAAUCACUAUUUUUGGUGGCACUCAGGAGCUGUUAGCGUGGACCGCACGAGCUCUUGGCUUCAGCUGCAACAUGUCCAUCAUAGAGGAGCCAGUGGAUGCCCUGUCACAACUGUGGAGAAUGGGAGCAGCCUUCGCCCAACGUUUGCGUUGGGUGGUACGUCCCCAGCCGAACAAGCUUUUUCCUUUGCGCCUGACCAUCGAAGGUUAUGACAAAAACGCGACUCUGCCUCAACAAGCAAUCGCCUUGGCCAAGUCUUACGGAAGUCGUGAGCAGAAGCUCAAACCGUUGUCCCGGAACAUCGCAAGCAUUGUUCAUGAGUUCUACGCAGUGGAUGAUUAUGGACCAGACCUCGCUCAGGACGAACCCGAAGUGCUUCUGGCGAUGCAAUUCAUUGCGAUCUCAAUAUCGGUCACCACAAUACGACAGUUGACACACACAACAGAUGACAGUCUUGAGCAAUAUGCACUCAACCUUCAGACACUGGAAAAGGGCCAACAGGGUCUACGAGAUUUUCUCCCGUCCGCGUGCUCGGAGGGUAUCUCCCUCCAACAGAUUCUUUGGGCUGCCGCAACUCUCUGGGGCGGCGCUAGCCAGCUUUCUCAAGGAUCUCAGCGGGUGACAGAGGAUGUUCACGGCGUUGUGGCACCAAACUGCACUAUCAUCAUGGACUUCAUUCGGGACCCUCGCUUGUUCGUUGGAAACGGUAUAGAGAAGAUGCUACUAUCUGUUUGGCGUGGGGCUGUUCCAAUGUUGCCACGUGACCCUCGAACAAAUUUUGUGCGAGGAAACAACAGAGUCAGCAGCAACCCAACUGAUAUUGGUCGAAACUUUGACCGAAUCGACAGCGCGCACGCUAUGAGAGUCAUGAAAGGCCAGAUGCUUCUCACCUUCGAGCCAUGCACCGAAAAUCCAACUCUUUCUGUGUUCUGCUGCUGGUACAGUGGCUGCCUGGUCUUUGAGUUCAGCCCCGCAUGUAUCUUGAUAAAUCUCCUGCGCCGUCCGAUGAGUUCCCUUGCGGCGGCAGAUAGUAAACUCUACACUUACAAAAAGCCGAAACAUGUACUCAAGCUCCAACCUGGGGAUCUUCUGCGAAGCAAGAACUUGGUCGUGAGAGAUGAAGCCUUCGUUAUUGUUCAUGGACUCCACGACCCUGCUUGGAUAUUAUUCGCGGCUGGUUGUUGCCCUCCUACUCACACUAUCAUACAUCGCGGGCCGACGGACCACUUGGAGGAUGACGUUCAAAGCCUCAUUAACGACUCGAAGAUUUCAGGCGGGGAGGUGUUGUUAUUGGUACCGUGA